CGCGUUUACAUCUUACUCUUCGCGACUUCUUAAAUUGCCAGAGUCUGGGCUGGAGCUAGCUCCUGCUGGGCUGUUGUGCUGCGGCUUGGCUUUAUCCAUCUAUCCAUUUAUUUAUUUAUUUUUUAAAAGCCCGAGGUUCUCUGGAGGAGGGCGGCAGCUCUCAGCCAAGUUUUCGACUCACGGGUUCAAGAUGAACAAAGUGUGCGCUAUUUUUGGAGGUUCCCGGGGUAUUGGCAGGGCAGUAGCCCAGUUAAUGGCCCAGAAAGGCUACCGACUGGCGAUCAUCGCCAGAAAUCUGGAAGUGGCCAAAGCCGCCGCAGGUGACCUCGGCGGAAAUCAUUUAGCAUUUAGCUGUGAUGUUGCUAAAGAACAUGAUGUUCAAAAUACAUUUGAAGAGAUGGAGAAACAUUUAGGUCAAGUAAAUUUUUUGGUAAAUGCAGCUGGUAUUAACAGGGAUAGUCUUUUAGUAAGAACAAAAACCGAAGAUAUGAUAUCUCAACUUAAUACUAAUCUCUUGGGUUCUAUGCUGACUUGUAAAGCUGCCAUGAGGACUAUGAUUCAACAACAGGGAGGGUCUAUUGUUAAUGUAGGAAGUAUUAUCGGUUUAAAAGGCAAUUCUGGCCAGUCUGUGUAUAGUGCCAGUAAAGGAGGAUUGGUUGGAUUUUCACGUGCACUUGCUAAAGAGGUAGCACGAAAGAAAAUUAGAGUGAAUGUAGUUGCACCAGGAUUUGUUCAUACAGAUAUGACGAAAGACUUGAAAGAAGAACAGUUAAAGAAAAGCAUUCCUCUUGGAAGGUUUGGAGAAACCAUUGAGGUGGCACAUGCAAUUGUGUUUCUUUUAGAAUCACCAUAUAUUACAGGACAUGUUCUAGUAGUGGAUGGAGGGUUACAACUUGUGGUAUAAUUUAGAGAUUGUUCAGUUAUAAUGGUGAUUAGAAUCAAGUCACACGUUAGCUAUUGAUAAGACAAUCAUACUACCUGGUGACACUUGCUAAUCAAACUUACUGAUACUACCAAUGUUGAUUUCCUUCUUUAUAUAAAUGUUUGAAAAGAA
Molecule: messenger RNA, 1054 nt
Organism: Urocitellus parryii (Arctic ground squirrel)
Lineage: Eukaryota; Metazoa; Chordata; Mammalia; Rodentia; Sciuridae
Gene: Cbr4
Product: carbonyl reductase 4
Biological process (GO): fatty acid biosynthetic process
Molecular function (GO): oxidoreductase activity, acting on the CH-OH group of donors, NAD or NADP as acceptor; quinone binding
Source: RefSeq, a predicted model, not a curated record